AUGGAUGCCGAUGAAUUUCGACAACGAGGUAAAGAAAUGGUGGAUUUCAUUGCGGAUUAUCUGACAACUAUUCGAACGCGACGUGUUUUUCCAAGUGUGAAACCUGGCUACAUGCGUCCGCUGAUUGACGAUGAAGCGCCAAGACAAGGAGAACCAUGGAAUCAAAUAUUUAAUGACAUCGAACGCGUCAUCAUGCCUGGUGUUACACAUUGGCAGUCACCGUACAUGCACGCUUAUUUCCCAGCAUUGAAUUCUUAUCCAUCGAUGUUAGGAGAUAUGUUAGCGAAUUGUUUGAAUCAAAUAGGAUUUACUUGGGCAUCGAGUCCGGCGUGCACAGAACUAGAAACGGUUGUCAUGGAUUGGUUAGCAAAGAUGAUCGGUUUACCAAAUGAUUUUCUUCAUUCACAUGCUGAUACAACCGGAGGUGGUGUUAUUCAAACAACGGCAUCAGAAGCCACACUAGUGGCAUUACUUGCUGCUCGGAAAGAAGUUAUUCGUCGUGUACAAGCCCAAUUUCCUUAUUUGAGUCCUGCAGAAAUCAACGGACGUCUUGUUGCUUAUUGUUCUGAUCAAGCCCAUUCAUCUGUCGAGAAAGCUUGUUUGAUCGGUUUGGUGAAACUGAAUCUUGUGCCAAGCGAUGAUAAACUACGCCUACGUGGCAGUGCAUUAAGACAAGCAAUUGCUAAAGAUAAGGAAAAUGGUUUAAUUCCAUUCUACUUAUGUGCAACAUUAGGAACAACUGGAGCGUGUGCUUUUGAUAAUUUAGUUGAAUUGGGAUCGAUAUGUGAGCGAGAAAAUAUUUGGAUACAUGUCGAUGCGGCAUAUGCGGGUAGUGCGUUUAUUUGUCCUGAAUUUCGACAUUUUAUGGAUGGAGUUGAACUAACACACUCAUUCGCUUUCAAUCCAUCGAAAUGGAUGAUGGUUCAUUUCGAUUGUACGGCUAUGUGGGUUAAAUCAAGUGCCGCCUUGCAUCGUGCUUUCAAUGUUGAUCCAUUGUAUCUUCAACAUGAAAAUGCCGGUGUUGCUAUUGAUUAUAUGCAUUGGCAAGUUCCAUUGAGUCGUCGGUUUCGUGCAUUGAAACUUUGGUUUGUCAUACGUUCGUACGGCAUCGAAGGUUUACAAAAACAUAUUCGAAAUGGCGUUCGAAUGGGAGGUGUAUUCGAAUCAUUGGUUCAAGCAGAUAAACGCUUCGAGAUACCGGCUGAUCGUCAUCUUGGUCUAGUCGUUUUUCGUUUAAAAGGUGAAAAUGAAUUAACCGAACAGCUAUUAAAAGAAAUCAACAGCGGUGGUUCAAUUCACUGUGUUCCUGCGUCGAUCAAAGGCAAAUACAUAAUUCGUUUUACUGUUACAGCUACAUCAACCAAUACAGAUGAUAUUAAUCGCGAUUGGAAGAUUAUUCAAGCAGCAGCAAGUAAGAUUCUUCGUCCACUAGAUAGCUUGACACCACAAGAACGUCGAAACAAAAUGAAAAAUCUUCACGAUGACUUUCGCAUGUCACUGGUUCUAUCCAACACCCCGCAUAGUCCAUGUUUGAUCAAUGGAAGCUUUGCUGCUAUAUUACCGUUGAAUACCCGACAUAUCUAUGCCAUGACGCACGAAUUGAGUCAACGUGGACUGAAGAAUUCUCUCCUACCAAUAUCCACACGACGACGUACAAAAAAUUUCUCUGGUCAUCAAACAAUUAGUAAGCAAAUGAGUAUGGAUGGAAAUAUGAUUCACAGCAAUCAACAGAAAUACCUAGUGCCUAUAGCAACAGCAUCGUUACCAAUCAGUCGACAAGGCAGUUUAGAUUCUCGUAUUGAAGAAAUCUUAGACAAUAACACAAUCGAAAGUAAAGAUUUUCUUUCAACACCAAUCAACGGCUACGAUGAGAUCACGAAAGUCGUACCGAAAAUUCUCAAAGAAUAA
Molecule: messenger RNA, 1908 nt
Organism: Adineta ricciae
Lineage: Eukaryota; Metazoa; Rotifera; Eurotatoria; Adinetida; Adinetidae
Source: the annotation of a GenBank genome assembly